CUUACGUCGCUAAGUAAAAAAGUGACGACUAGUUUUCGACCACGCCGCUCUGCCAUUGCCACACAAGAAAAUCUCCUAAAACUUACCUUCAUUCACAGUCUCUCUGUAAUCAGCUAACCAAACCAGUAAAAUCUUGCAUCUCUAAUGGCGGCUUUAUCAUCUAUAGCAACGCUCGUACCUUUCAAUAGGAUUACAAAUGGUGCAAAGCGGCCUUAUAAGUUAAUUCCGGUCUCCGCAAAGUAUGGCGUCCGUUCUCCGUCGUUUUCAAGGAGAGGAUUUAGAAUAUUUAGUUCGGCUGCUGCUGAAGUUGGUGGAAAUGGAGGUGUUUCUCAGAUAUCUCAACUUGAAACACCACCGCGGAUUUAUAAAUGGCCUGAUAAUAAUAAGCAGCCGAGGGUGUGUAUCCUAGGUGGUGGAUUUGGAGGCUUAUAUACUGCAUUAAGACUUGAAUCACUUGUAUGGGCUGAUGACAAGAAACCGCAGGUUCUUCUUGUUGACCAGUCUGAACGUUUUGUUUUCAAACCGAUGCUAUAUGAGCUGCUAUCUGGAGAAGUGGAUGCAUGGGAAAUUGCUCCCAGGUUCUCGGAUUUGCUCGCAAACACUGGCGUGUUAUUUUUGCAAGACAAAGUGAGACUUCUGCAGCCUUCUGAUCAUUUAGGCACAAAUGGAUCAUCAGGAUCUAGUUCUGGGGGAACUGUUCUGCUGGCAAGUGGCCUUCUUGUUGAGUAUGACUGGUUGGUUCUUGCUUUGGGAGCUGAAAGUAAACUUGAUGUCAUACCUGGAGCAGCAGAAUUUGCAUUUCCAUUUUCUACCCUGGAGGAUGCAUGUAAGGUUCAAUAUAAACUCAAUGCCCUUGAGAGAAGAAACUUUGGCAAAGACUCCCUGAUUCGUGUGGCUGUUGUGGGUUGUGGUUACUCUGGAGUUGAGUUAGCUGCAACUAUAUCAGAAAGAUUAAAGGAUAGAGGGGUAGUCCAAGCAAUUAACACAGAAACCAAUAUUUGCCCAACUGCACCUCUUGGCAAUAGGGAAGCUGCCCUUAAGGUUCUGUCAUCCAGGAAAGUCCAGCUUUUCUUAGGUUAUUAUGUUCGCUGCAUACGCACAGUGAAUGAUCUCGAAACUUCAGCGAUGCCAGCAGAGCUUGGUGCAAAUCAGAACAUUGUACCAGAACAAAGUUCUGAGAAAUAUCUUUUGGAACUUCAACCUGCUGAAAGGGGAUCACAAAGUCAAAUUCUUGAAGCAGAUCUAGUAUUAUGGACUGUCGGAUCUAAACCUCUGAUAUCUCAAUUGGAAUCUGGACAUAAGCCUCAGGACCUUUCCUUAAAUGGUCGAGGACAAGCAGAGACAGAUGAAACACUACGUGUUAAGGGCCAUCCACGGAUAUUCGCACUUGGUGACUCUUCUGCUCUUAGGGACCCAAGUGGAAGGGUUCUUCCUGCAACUGCUCAGGUUGCUUUUCAGCAAGCAGAUUUUGCGGGUUGGAAUAUUUGGGCUGCAAUCAAUGACCGACCAUUGUUGCCGUUUAGGUUUCAGAAUCUGGGUGAGAUGAUGACUCUGGGUCGAAAUGAUGGUGCUAUUUCCCCGAGUUUCAUAGAGGGACUAACCUUAGAGGGUCCUAUUGGUCAUGCUGCCAGGAAAUUGGCAUACUUGAUUAGAUUACCAACAGACGAACACCGAAUUAAAGUCGGGAUCAGCUGGCUUACAAAGUCAACUAUAGAGUCGGUUGCAACGAUACAAAGCACCCUAGCUAAGGCUCUUUUAGGGUCAUAGGUGCGCAUGUUUGAUUCUCAUUAGCCUUAAAAAUUGCUAGUUGUAAAACUUCUCAACCAAGUGGCAUAUCACAUUCCUUACAAUAAUUAUUCUAAUCUCGAGAUGCCAUUGAAAAUGGUAAAUUGUUGGUUUUUGUUAGUAAUUUCUUGAGCAGAUACCUGAGGGAAAUUCAUGAGCUAUGUAUUGCAUCUGGCUAUUAAGUAGCAAAUUGUGAUCACAGUGCACAAAGUUCUGUGCUCUACGAAGUGAAAGAGGUUCUAUAUCUAUCUAUUUCAUAGGGUGGACCUCUGAUUUGCAGCA
Mercurialis annua (annual mercury) is the source of this 2067-nucleotide messenger RNA. RefSeq names its product alternative NAD(P)H-ubiquinone oxidoreductase C1, chloroplastic/mitochondrial. Gene Ontology annotation, molecular function: NAD(P)H dehydrogenase (quinone) activity. Bases 145 to 1767 code for a protein of 540 amino acids. Gene Ontology annotation, cellular component: chloroplast. The transcript is spliced from 11 exons. The record is from RefSeq and is a predicted model, not a curated record. Lineage: Eukaryota; Viridiplantae; Streptophyta; Magnoliopsida; Malpighiales; Euphorbiaceae. Gene Ontology annotation, biological process: phylloquinone biosynthetic process; aerobic electron transport chain.